Molecule: messenger RNA, 1844 nt
Organism: Tarenaya hassleriana
Lineage: Eukaryota; Viridiplantae; Streptophyta; Magnoliopsida; Brassicales; Cleomaceae
Exons: 8
Coding region: 482-1468 (328 amino acids)
Cellular component (GO): membrane
Source: RefSeq, a predicted model, not a curated record
AUUUUCUCGUGGCUUUGGAUUGCGGUUGUUUUCGUGGCUUCGAAGUGAAAUCUCUUGGUGUCGUUUUCCUCCUUGAAACGUGAGAGAUUUUAAUUCUUUUGAGGUUGUGGAAGUUCGAAAUCACUACACACCGAUCAUCAAUCGUGUUGUAGCAAUCUGAGGAUCUAAUCCAUCUAUUCUGAUGUUCUGUGAGUAUUGAGCUUAUCCAAUCUGUUCUCGUUCCAAGAAUAUCACAGAAUUUUGGAAAUUUCUCGAGAUGGGUUUUCGUUUGAAUCCGAUGAUAUCUCGUAUUCGUUAGGCAAAAUCAGUCGGGUUGGAUCAAUUUUUGUCUAAAUUCCGAUGAAAUCACGUUUUACCCGCCGGUGCAUGAUUUAUCAUUUCUCAAGUGUUCGUUGAUCCAUCUGGUUUCGGACACGAGUUGGGUUCUUCAGACAGUUUCCGAGCUGCUGAGUUGAUUCUUAUUUUUGUUGGUAAGAGAAAAAUGAGUUCCCAGAAUGACGCCGACUCAACCAGGUUGAGUUACUGGUUGAACUGGAGGGUCUUUCUCUGUGAGAUAUGGGUAUUGGCUCCUGUGGUUGGAGCAUUGUUUAUCAUAUGGAAGUACGAGGAUCGUUCAGUUGAAACAAGGGCAAACGAUGAUGAUGAUGAUGAUGAUGAUGGUAAGGGGAGACAGGAUUUGAGUGUUGAUGAUGUUUGGAGACCUUGUCUUAAUCAAAUCCAUCCGGGUUGGUUGCUUGGUUUCCGGGUUCUCGCGUUUUGCUUCCUUCUUGCGACAACAAUUGUUCGGCUUCUUGUUCGUGGAUGGAGUAUUUUCUACUACUACACUCAGUGGACGUUUACAUUGUUGACGAUAUAUUUCGGGUUGGGAUCGUUGCUUUCAGUGUAUGGAUGUUCUCAAUGUGGGAGACAACAGAGCAUGAGAGUUACUACCGACCGAAGUGGAACUGUCCCAGAGAACGGACAUCGUCAGCCCUUUAUAGAAGGAGAGGGCAUGAAUAGCACUAAAAAUAGAAAAAUUGCAGGUGCUCGAGUGGUAUCAAAAGCUCUUGAUUCCUGUAUUCAUCUCUUUCAAAUAAUCUUUCAGAUGAGUGCAGGAGCAAUUGUGCUUACAGACUGCAUAUAUUGGGGUGUGAUUUUCCCAUAUCUUUCUAUCCAAGACUACGAUCUAAAUUUUAUGACGGUGAAUUUGCACUCGAGCAACCUCGUUUUACUGCUUUGUGACACAGCUCUGAACUGCCUGAGAUUUCCCUUGUUCAGGAUCUCUUACUUCGUCUUGUGGACGGGCAGUUUCGUCGUUUUCCAGUGGAUAAUCCAUGCCUGCAUCUCCGUUAGGUGGCCGUACCCAUUUCUCGACUUGUCGUCUCCGAUGGCGCCCCUAUGGUAUUUGACAGUGGCACUGAUGCAUCUUCCUUGCUACGGCUUAUUUGCUCUACUAGUCAGAAUCAAACACAUUUUGUUGCCCCAGUGAUUUUCAGACAGCAGCGCGAUCAGACAAACCCAUUCCUGUUCUAUAUCUGAUUUUUUCAAACACCAACAACAAAAUCCAUGGGAAUCAAAACAUUGACUUCACGUUGUAAGAGUCGUUCCUUCCAUUCUUCAAAGGUUUUUACAUCCAAAUGUAUAAGCAUUGAGACAGGGUGGUCUUGCAUUUCCCAUGUGAAGCUGACCCGUCCGUACGGAAGGACAUACGACAAGAAACUGGAUUCUCUGUGUGUUAGUCAUGUUGGGCCUUAUUGGGCCCCGAUGACCACAAAGCCCAUGUAUGUUUUAACCUUCACACGUGCUACAAAGAAAUAAUGUAAUUUUUUUUUGUCAAAGAAGAAAUAAUGUGAUCUUUUUCCCUA